Molecule: messenger RNA, 2080 nt
Organism: Lycium barbarum (goji berry)
Lineage: Eukaryota; Viridiplantae; Streptophyta; Magnoliopsida; Solanales; Solanaceae
Product: oxoglutarate-dependent flavonoid 7-O-demethylase 1-like
Exons: 5
Coding region: 510-1796 (428 amino acids)
Source: RefSeq, a predicted model, not a curated record
UGCGUAUUUACGUUGAUUCUGAUAGUCAGCCAAAUAUAUAUGUAUAUAGAUCAGUCAAACAACACAUAUAGUCAAAUAGAUCUAUUUUUACAUUCAAAUACAAUCAAAUACAUAUAUUUUGCCCAAAAAUCUUUUUUGAAAUACAUAAAUACUGCAUUAAAACAUGCAGAAAACACUCAAAUACAUUCAAAUAGGGCCUCGAGAUCGUCGGAAAAAAAUAGAUACAAUACAUCACACACAUCGUCGGUGAUCUGAGAAAUACAAAUAGAGAUCUGAUUUUCAGAGAAAUACAAAUACAGAUCUAGAGGGGAGUUCUGCGGAGGAACUCUGGCGGCCAGAUGUAGAAGGCAUAAUCGGACUUUCCGGAUACGUCAUUUCUUAGUCGGACUUCUUUUUCUCUACACUUUCUUAUUAGCUUUUCCGCCAUUGUUAUCGUAAAUUUGGAGUAGAUCAGAUAACCGCAAUUUCGGAGCAGAUCUAAUUUCACUGGCGGCGAUGAGUUGAAGAAGAUGAAGAAUCAGGCUAUAGAGUACAAACUCCACCGGAGACAAUUACUUGAAGAAGAUGGUGAAGAUGAAGCAAGUUAUGGAGUCGUCGGAGGAAGGAAAAGAGGCGGAAGCAGAGGCGGUGUUGUUGGAGAGAGAGUUGUGUGUGGGAAUGAAAUAAAUGAUGGGAAGCUGGAAAAAAAAAACUCAUCGAUGGAAGAAGCAAGGUCGAGAAAGCUAGGUGGCUCUUUGAAAGUGCCUAACGUUCAAGAGCUGGCAGAGCAACAACUAGCAGUUGUUCCGCCGCGAUAUAUUCGUGAGGAUAUAGAAAAGCCCGUGUUGUCAUCCUCAUCCAUAUUAAUGCCUCAAGUUCCAGUUAUUGACAUGGAAAAACUGCUGGAAAUUGGAGGUGAUGAUACAGAGCUUGAGAGGCUUCAUUUUGCUUGCAAAGAAUGGGGAUUUUUCCAGUUGGUGAAUCACAGAGUGAGUUCAUUAUUGAUGGAGAAAGUGAAGUCAGAAAUCAGAACAUUUUUCCAUCUACCAAUGGAAGAGAAGAAGAAGUUCGAGCAACAAGAAGGGGAUCUAGAAGGAUAUGGGCAAGCCUUUGUUGUAUCUGAAGAACAAAAGUUAGAUUGGGCUGACAUGCUUUACAUGAUCACUCUCCCUAUCAACUUGAGAAAACCUCACUUAUUUCCGAAACUCCCUGUCUCACUAAGGGAUGCGCUGGAUCAAUACUCAGCAGAACUCAAGGAACUUGCCAUGAAAAUUAUAUGCAAAAUGGCAAGAGCUUUAGGGAUGCAAGACGAGGAUAUGAAUGUACUUUUUAAAGAAGAAGGGGCACAAAUGAUGAGAAUAAAUUAUUACCCUCCUUGUCCUCAACCAGAUCUCGUAAUGGGCUUAUGCUCUCAUUCUGAUUCUGUUGGUCUAACCAUACUACUUCAAGUUAACGAAACUGAAGGUCUUCAAAUUAAUAAAGGCGGAGCUUGGAUUCCUGUUCCAUGUCUUCCUGAUGCUUUUGUUGUCAACAUUGGAGACAUUUUAGAGAUUGUGACAAAUGGAAUUUAUAAAAGCAUUGAACAUCGAGCCGUCCUUAAUGAAGACAAGGAGCGGAUCUCAAUUGCUACAUUUUUGAGCCCCAAAUUGGAUGGUGAUUUAGGUCCAGCACCUAGCCUACUCACUCCUCAAAACCCUGCAAAAUUUAGGAGGAUUGGAGUGGAAGAUUUCUUCAAAGGGUUUUUCUCUCGAAAGCUCGUCGGAAAAUCCUAUAUAGACACUAUGAGGAUCGGAAAUGGAGAUGAUGAGAGCAAUUGAAUGUUGCAUUUUUGAAUGUUUUUUAAUGCGUGUUCUACUAUAGUACAAUCUUCAUAUGAUACUAAGUUAGAGACCUCUCGUUUUGGAUGGAUUAGCUAUAUACGCUCUUUGUUUCAUUGCAUAUAUGUGGUGGUUUUUCACAUGAUACGAGAUUUAAAAUGUUAUUUUGUUGUAGUAUUAUAUUGGUAUAGAAGGAAAUAGUUAUAUGUGGGGGCUGUGGUAUAGAUAUUGUACGCUGCUUCACGUCCGGGUCUAUUUUGUUUUAAUAAUAAUGCCUUCGGACA